Molecule: messenger RNA, 689 nt
Organism: Mauremys reevesii (Reeves's turtle)
Lineage: Eukaryota; Metazoa; Chordata; Testudines; Geoemydidae
Exons: 6
Coding region: 16-681 (221 amino acids)
Source: RefSeq, a predicted model, not a curated record
UGCGCAUAUGAGAUCAUGGACAGCAACAGCCGGGUGACCAGAUCCCAGCUCAGCCCUGCCCAGCACCUCAACAUCACUGGCAGCGCGAGCAGAAGCAAAGGAGGGGAGGAAUCGACACACACAGCGCUGAGUCCCAGCAGCCAGGAGAUCUGCUCAGCUCCCGGCCCUCACCGUGCCCCUACCCUCUACCUGAACCAGAUGUCAGCCCAGCCAGGGGACUCUGUGCUGCUCCAGUGCUCCGUGUUCUCCCGGGUCCUGGCCACCCGCGUCGUCUUCUGCAAGGACGGGGAAGAGAUUUCAUCACAGAAAGGCUCAGAGAAGGUCAUCUACAGCUGGAACCAUACAGUAUCCAGGGGCAGCUCCGGGAAUUACUCCUGCGGGUAUAAGACCAAGAACAGAGACAACUGGGCGAGCAGAUCCCAGCUCAGCCCUGCCAAGAAGUUCAGCAUCACUGGCAGCGCAAGCAGCAGCGGAGGAGCGGAGGAACCGACCCGCACAGGGCCGGUCAUGUCCCCUGCCAUCUGGGCCGCCCGCUGUGUCCUGGUCCUGCUCCUCCUGGUGUCUGCGCCUAUCAUCACAUUCAUGCUGGAGAAACGGGGCCUGCCCGAGCCUGCGGGGCUGCAUGGGGGAAGCAGCUGCAUCCUGGGGGGAGAGGGACUGGGAGUGGGGAAACCCCAUUAAAAAGUCAU